Brassica napus (rape) is the source of this 1376-nucleotide messenger RNA. RefSeq names its product zinc finger protein AZF1-like. Lineage: Eukaryota; Viridiplantae; Streptophyta; Magnoliopsida; Brassicales; Brassicaceae. The record is from RefSeq and is a predicted model, not a curated record. Bases 334 to 1041 code for a protein of 235 amino acids. The transcript has a single exon. Gene Ontology annotation, molecular function: DNA-binding transcription factor activity.
UUCUCAACAAUUUGGCAAUUUCUAACUAAAAACAAUACAUUGACUUGGUAAAACAAAAAUCCUAAAAUACUCCAAAAUUAAUGACAACAUACUAUACUAAAAUAAAGGAAUUUAAUGGAUUGAAGAAAGCAAGAGCAGCACCACUUGAUCACUCAUAACCCACGUUCCCACAUUCAAUCCCAAUUCUACAAGUUAUAUAUAAAUAUAAAUCAAACCAACUCCUAAAACACAACACAACACAACACAAACAUAAGACGUGCUCACAAUACAUCACACACACUUCACUCUUUCUCCUCCUUCUUAAACACCUCAAGAUCACAUCUCAAGAUUUAUAUGGCUCUCGAGACUCUCAAUUCUCCGACUUCAGCCACCGCCUCCGCUCGGCCUCUUCUCCAGUAUCGCGAAGAAAUGGAGCCGGAGAAUCUCGAGCAAUGGGCUAAAAGAAAACGCACCAAACGACAACGUUUUGAUCAGAGUCGUAUGGAUCAAGAAACGGCUCCUUCAGAAGAAGAGUAUCUCGCUCUUUGUCUCCUCAUGCUCGCUCGUGGCUCCGCCGUGAAAUCUCCUCUCCGUCCGUCACCGUCCUCCGACCACCGUGGUUACAAGUGUACGGUCUGCGGAAAAUCGUUUUCCUCCUACCAAGCCUUAGGUGGACACAAGACGAGUCACCGGAAACCGGCGAGCAACGUUAACGUUCCCAUCAACCAAGAGCCGACUAAUAACAGUCAUAGUAACAGCAACGGUGGUUCCGUCGUUAUCAACGGUAACGGCGUUAGUCAAAGCGGGAAGAUUCACACUUGCUCGAUAUGUUUCAAGUCGUUUUCGUCAGGUCAAGCGUUGGGUGGACACAAACGGUGUCACUAUGACGGUGGUAAUAACGGAAACGGUAACGGCAGUAGCAGCAACAGCGUGGAGGUCGUCGGUGGCAGUGACGGCAGCUAUGUGGAUGAUGAAAGAUCGUCAGAACAGAGCGCGACCGGCGACAACCGGGGGUUUGACUUGAAUUUACCGGCUGAUCAAGUCGCAGUUGUGAUAUCUUAACGUUGACUAGGCUCGUUAUAAAAGUCAACUUUCAAUUCAAGCGAGAGGAGUGGGGUUAGUGGACGGUGAAGUAUUAACAGUCGUUUGUUUCCAGUUGCUUCAGCUUGACUGAGUCUGUAAUGAAAGUGAUUGGAGUGGACUUGCGCAUUUGCAGUUGCAUUUUUAUUUUAUUUUUAAGAAAUGUUUAUUUGUUGUUGGAUUUGUUUAUAGAUAGAGGAAACAAUUGAGAUAUUGAAAUAGUUUUUGUCAAAAGAGAAAAAUAAAAAAGAAUAAUACAGAGGUGGAUGAUUGGAUCUUACACGUUAUUAUGUAGUGGACCGUUCUGUUAUAGUUUA